UUCCACUGAGUGACUGGACUGAUGGUGAGGUGGUUACUAUAGCAGCGGUUGGGUGAUUGCUAUAGCAGCGGUUAAGUGUUGGCUAUUAGCAGAGGUUAGGUAGUUGCAGCCUAUAGCAGCAGUUAGGUGGUUGUUAUAGCAGCGGUUAGGCGUCCGAAACAAAGCAUGAGAGACAACAUGACCGACGACAGCGCUGAUUCACUCAAUGAUGUCGUCACGCAAUUUACCUCUUACGAAGACUUUCUGGAUUCCAAAAUAACAGCUUCUGCUCUGUACUACCUAGAGGAUGAAGAGCUGGCCAGGCAGCUGGUGGAGUUAGGCCAAUGGGGCACCGUUCUCACGCGCGAGGAGUUUCAGUCCCGCAAAGUUUCUCCAUCGCUGAGGAACCAGCACCGGACACUGGCAAGUGCAGGAAAAGAACUGAAAGACAAUUUCCUGAAAGCUCUGGCAGAGAGAGAGGAGAACAAUCGCAAUGGAAUAUUGACUUCCAUUAUUUUCAUAAGGGACCGAAACGCUGGCGUGCAGGAAGUCUCGGGCUAUAUAGACUACGCCCACAGACUGCAAACCGAGGACUUUGAAGCGUACUUCAGCGGAAAGAAGAGACUGAUGCCAAGACGGUCCGACUUGAGCUUCUACAACUGGAGGACCCAAAUGUCCACAUCUCACAGCAGUCCAAACUAUGAAGUGAUCACAGACCAGCCCUCAGGCCUGGUCUUCCAGAACAAGACGGACCGCAAGGUCCUGGAGCUCAACCCAUGGGAGAAGGCCAUUUAAGCUACACUGGCGGCAGCUUUUGGCAGUGCGAGUGACGUAGAGGCCCGGGCAGUGAUCUGAUUUAGAUGUUUAAUGAAACCGUUGAUGGGUUCUUAGCUUGUUCUACGUGUGUUUGUGUUUGUAGGCGGCGUCAAGUGACAACUGGUCCAGGAGUGAGGUGAAGAGUGAUCUCUAUGUCCAGGUCGUUAUUUACGACCACAAAACACGGAGCACCACUCUGACCCCUUACCCCGCACAAUAACCCUACCCUACCCUAUGACCACUGUGAUCAGCCACAUGUGAUCACAGCCGAGGUGCUUCUCUCAUUGAAAACUAAUAAAAGUAAUUUUAGUUUAA
Gadus macrocephalus (Pacific cod) is the source of this 1110-nucleotide messenger RNA. RefSeq names its product cilia and flagella associated protein 299 (gene cfap299). The record is from RefSeq and is a predicted model, not a curated record. The transcript is spliced from 6 exons. The coding region runs from base 166 to 774 and encodes 202 amino acids. NCBI's taxonomy places the organism in Eukaryota, Metazoa, Chordata, Actinopteri, Gadiformes, Gadidae.